Molecule: messenger RNA, 1425 nt
Organism: Solanum dulcamara
Lineage: Eukaryota; Viridiplantae; Streptophyta; Magnoliopsida; Solanales; Solanaceae
Product: microtubule-associated protein RP/EB family member 1C
Exons: 6
Coding region: 76-1080 (334 amino acids)
Biological process (GO): spindle assembly; thigmotropism; regulation of microtubule polymerization or depolymerization
Cellular component (GO): cytoplasmic microtubule; spindle midzone; microtubule organizing center
Molecular function (GO): microtubule plus-end binding
Source: RefSeq, a predicted model, not a curated record
UCCCCCCCCCCCCUCUCUCUCUCUCUACAGAGCCUUCUAGAAAUCUUCUCCGACGAGGAAAAAGGUGAACGAGAUAUGGCGGCACACAUAGGAAUGAUGGAUGGGGCAUACUUCGUCGGCAGAUCGGAAAUCCUGGCUUGGAUCAAUUCCACACUUCAUCUUAAUCUUUCCAAAGUCGAAGAGGCGUGUACAGGUGCGGUUCAUUGCCAGCUAAUGGAUGCCGCUCACCCAGGGCUUGUCCCUAUGCACAAGGUCAAUUUUGAUGCGAAGAAUGAAUAUGAGAUGAUCCAGAACUAUAAGGUUCUUCAGGAUGUCUUCAGCAAACUCAAGAUCACCAAGCACAUUGAGGUUAGCAAACUAGUGAAAGGACGACCUCUUGACAACCUGGAGUUCAUGCAAUGGAUGAAAAGAUACUGUGAUUCUGUUAAUGGAGGCAAUAUUCACAGUUACAAUCCUCUUGAAAGAAGGGAAGGCUGCAAGGGUGCCAAAGAAGUGAACAAAAGAUCUGCUCCUUCACAUAAUGCUACCAAAAAUGCCUCAACUGCUUCAAAGCAUGUCCCCCAUAACACUAGAAGAAAUGAUGUAUCUCAUGUAAGCAGCACAAGUCAAUCUGGUAAGAUCUCCUCCAGGCCUUCUUCGAGUGGAGGAUCGUCAACCUAUUCUGAAACAGAGCGUACUGCACAUGAACAACAGAUUACGGAGUUGAAGUUAUCAGUGGAUAGUCUUGAAAAGGAAAGGGACUUCUACUUUUCAAAGUUGAGGGACAUUGAAAUCCUAUGCCAAUGUCCAGAGAUUGAAAACCUACCUGUGGUUGAAGCAGUGAAGAGGAUUCUGUAUGCUAUGGAUGAUGAUGCAUCACUUGUAGAUACUGAAGCCAUGAUAUCUGAGCAACACCAGCAAGUAGAGACAUUGAGUUGCAUUUCUGAAGAGGCAGAAGAAAGGUUGAGGGUAGACACUCAAAAGAGAAAAAACAUUGUCAAUGUUGACGUUGACCUUGCUGCCAGCAACACAUUGUCUCCAAGGCAAAGGAUUUCUGAUGCUUCUGAUGUCCAUUGCAGUGGAUCACUUGUGACAUAUUGACCCAACCUUGUCUCCUGGAUAAAUAGCUUGUUCUAUCAGGGUUGGGCAAUUAUUCCUGAUACUGUCUUUUUUACUCUAGUUAUAUGUUGUCAGAGUAUACUUUAUUUCUAAGCAAUACCGUUUGAGGAAUUCCAUCAGUAUAGAAGUAGUGAAUAUAAGAGCCUAUCUGGUUUGUCUGAUUGUCUUUGUGUACAACAUUGCCUCAUGUUAUCGCUGUUCUAUAGCAAGUAUUGGCAACUGUACUGGUUGCUUUGUAGUCACUGCAUUGUAGUGCAAGUCGUGGAUCAUUUUGCUUAUGAUGAUUACUAUGGUUUAAUAGAUACUAAAGUUUUUUAUUUUGGAAUU